AUGCAAUCGUAUUUUCGAUUUCAAGGUCAACCGCUUGCCGAUUGGCUAUGCGCUACACCAUUUCGACCAAACACCAACAAUAAAAAAACACAAACGCUACAACUGAUUACAAAUGAUUACUCCAAAUACAUCAGUACUACUACUACUACUACUACUAAUACUACUACUACUGCUGCGGAUGUUUUGAAAAAACCUGUUUAA
Molecule: messenger RNA, 201 nt
Organism: Schistosoma turkestanicum
Lineage: Eukaryota; Metazoa; Platyhelminthes; Trematoda; Strigeidida; Schistosomatidae
Source: the annotation of a GenBank genome assembly